AUGGACAUCACCACGGAAGAUGUCCUGGUCUUUUUCGAGGAUCCCAUCUCGAUUGACGGUCAAAUUACCGACGUCUCCAUGUCUCCUGAGGAGAGCAAAGGAGGUAAUUGUAUACACAGUUGUCACCAAAUAUCCAUGCCAUCAUCAUCAAUGAGAUCAAGCCAUGCUGCAUCAUUGGACGUGACAUCCAUGCCGUCAUCACUGGUCUUGCCCGCAGAAGGCGUGGAGUUGGAUAACGAGCUUGCCGCGUUCCAUUUACUCAUGGCUUACGCGGAAGCCAUGGAAAUGGGACAAGAGGAGCUCGCGGAAGUGAUCGCGAAACGCAUCAGCGAGAAAGUUAGUCCAGUUGGAGAUACCGUGGAGCGUCUAUUGUACUACAUGUUCCACGCCCUGGACAAGCAGUCGGACUACCUCAAGCAAGAGUCCGCCAAAAACUUCUAUCAGGCUUUCAAAGCAUUCUACCAGAUAUUCCCAAACGGAAAGUUCGCUCAUUUUGCGGCCAACUUAGCGAUUCUCGAAUCCUUGCCCGACGAUGCAGAUACCAUACGCAUCUUCGACUUUGACAUUGGAGAGGGUAUACAGUGGGCUUCCUUGAUCGAGGCCAUCGGACAUCAGUGCCGAGAAGUGACGCUGACGUCGGUGAAAUUCGCGGAGGGGGAGGAUGCCGCCAUGGAUGCAAAUCCCUUGACCAUGUGGAGGUUUGAGGACGCAAAGAAACAGCUUUCGGAUUACGCAAGGUCGUAUGGCUUAAAACUGAUGGUGGACGAGGUGGAAUUAGCUGAUCUUGUUGGUGAGCUCAAGAAUAUUAGUAAUCGAAAACAGGGAUCAUCCGGGAGAAGACAAUUCUUGGUGUUCAACUGCAUGGUUGGACUGCCGCAUAUGGGCAGGGUAAGGAGCAGAAGGGAUGUCUUUGAGUUUUUACAAGCAUCUCAGAGCUUCUUGCAAUUAGUACAUGCCUCUGCUGCUUGUGGCAAUUACAAGGGCGGCGUCAUUACUUUUGGUGAUGGAGAUGCCUGGGAGAAAGUCAGAAAUACCUCUACUUACGGCUCAUUCUUGGACGGAAAUAUGGCACAUUACCAAGCCCUGUUGGAGUCGAUAAAACUGAACUUCCCGAGUUAUCUUGGGGAGGCAAGAACUGCCAUGGAAAACCUAUUCGUGGCACCAUCUGUUUCUUCUCUUGCAUGGGCUGAAAAAUGGGAGGAAAGGAAGAGAUAUGGUCAGCUGGAAUUAGGAUUUGGGUUGGAGGGUCUGAAGCUGAGCCGAGAGAGUUUGAUGGAGGCCAAGGAAGUUGUUAGAGAAGGUGAGAGUCUAUAUGGGGUGAGGAUGCAAGGUGAAAGCCACAAUGAGAUGGUGAUGGACUGGAGGGGGACGCCCAUGGUUAGAGUUUCUUGCUGGAGAAGUUGA
Molecule: messenger RNA, 1404 nt
Organism: Coffea arabica (coffee)
Lineage: Eukaryota; Viridiplantae; Streptophyta; Magnoliopsida; Gentianales; Rubiaceae
Product: protein NODULATION SIGNALING PATHWAY 2-like
Source: RefSeq, a predicted model, not a curated record